Molecule: messenger RNA, 1011 nt
Organism: Clonostachys solani
Lineage: Eukaryota; Fungi; Ascomycota; Sordariomycetes; Hypocreales; Bionectriaceae
Source: the annotation of a GenBank genome assembly
AUGGCAGCAACUCAAAAGCAUUAUGAUCAGAUCCAGGGGGAUGAGGAGCAUGUGCUGGUACUGGAAGACGGGCGCCAAUUAGCAUAUGCAAAAAAUGGUCCACCCACCUCGCGCGUCGUCGUCAUCUUCUUCACAGGCCUGUUCAGUGUCGGCAAAGCUGCUGAUGUACCGGCACCUCUCCGCGAGCUUGGCGCUCUUUGGAUAUCACCUACGCUGCCCGGUAUGGGCAACUCAAGCCCGAGGAAGCCAGGCGAUGCAUACCACACCUCCCUCGUCAGGGAUAUCAGUGCCCUCUUGACCGAGCUGUAUCCCACGGGCGAGUUUGACAAACUAUACGUCGCUGGAGGGUCAUAUGGCACGGUUCAGGCUCAAAUGCUGUACGGCGCUUCGUACGACGACUUCCCUGCUGGGCGCAAACUGGCAGGGUGCAUGUUGCUGGCUGGCUUAUCACCCUUCAAAUAUCAGGCCAACUACACGCGGACUCUCACCUGGCAAAAUUACUUUUCCAUCGGGCCGCCAGCAAGAUAUAUCCCAUUCUGGCUGCUUCAGCGAUUUGUAUCUAUAGUGCUUGCAAAGAAGCUCAAGACGCAAGAAGGCGCCGAGCAACUUCUCCGGGAGCUUCUGUUCUCAAAGAUGGACGACGAUGAACGGGGAAAUUUCGCCAACUAUCUUGCCAAGGUGAACAGAACAGAGGAUGGAUUCAUCAGCAAGAUGGCCGAGGGCGCAAGGAUGGCAGGUGUCCAAACUUGGCAGGGCUUUUUCGAGGUGUCUGAUGUCAUUCACUCGGACUGGGGGUUUUCACCUUCAAACCUCGAUGACGAACAUGCUUCCAAGCCAGUGCUGAUCGUGGGUUCGGAGAAGGACGACAUGGGCGGGAGCUCCAACAGUUGGUUGGCAGAAAACUACAAGAAUAGCGUGCUCAGGGUCGUGCCUGGUGGACACAUCUCUUCGCUCUUCUACCUCGAUGAACUAUGGGAGCAGUUGAUACAGUUGAGCCAAGCGGACAACUGA